UAAUCACGAAAGGGUAAAACACAAGUAAGGCGCCAAGGCUAGGGUUUAUGAUGCAAACACCUCUCCAUAUAAAUAUUUGUUAGAUUACGUUUAGGGUUUGGAAACUUGGGAGGUCGAUUGUCAAGCUUCUACACGAAUCUGAGAAAAAUGCCGAAGCAGAUACAUGAGAUCAAGGAUUUCCUUCUCACUGCGAGAAGGAAAGAUGCACGGUCUGUCAAAAUUAAGAGGACCAAAGAUGUGGUGAAGUUCAAGGUUCGCUGCUCCAAGUACCUAUACACAUUAUGUGUUUUUGACUCAGAGAAGGCUGAUAAGCUGAAGCAGUCUCUUCCUCCAGGUUUGAGUGUGCAAGACCUGUAAAAAUGAGUAGAGGUGGAAUAUGUACGAGACAUUAUGGGCAGGAACUUGUUUUUAUUUCUAUCCUAGUUGUUGAUGUGAAUUUUGAAUUUUACUUCUUCCAAUGUUAGAACAAUGUUCUUUCUAUCACCCGAUUGUAGUACUCUGAUAUUUGGCAAGAGUCAGGAUGCACUGUCUUAUAUUUUUCUUUUGUCAAUUUGAUCAAUCUUGUCAUAUCCUAUGUUCCAGCACCUAUCUGGAGCUGAUAGUUGGGAUGCAACUGUUGUUUGGGUCUUGUUUAUGGGCGAAUUUGAUUCACCAAUGAUGAAUUUGAUGCAUGAAUAUUUAUACUGA
Messenger RNA from Macadamia integrifolia, 687 nucleotides. RefSeq names its product 60S ribosomal protein L38. The transcript has 3 exons. Gene Ontology annotation, molecular function: structural constituent of ribosome. The coding region runs from base 148 to 357 and encodes 69 amino acids. Gene Ontology annotation, cellular component: ribosome; cytosolic large ribosomal subunit. Gene Ontology annotation, biological process: translation; protein-RNA complex assembly. The record is from RefSeq and is a predicted model, not a curated record. Lineage: Eukaryota; Viridiplantae; Streptophyta; Magnoliopsida; Proteales; Proteaceae.